AUGAAAUCUCUCAUCCACUCAUCCCUUCUUGUACUUCCCCUGUCUCUCGCCGGCGUGAUUCAAGAAAGGCAAGAUGUACUGCAACAGAUCCCCGCCACAGGCAAGGCACCAAACACCUUCAACGCGCCGAAUGUGGAUUGGGAGAGAGGCCAGCCACCACAGACAAACGCUCCUCUUCCUGAGCAGUAUCGCGCCAAAGACAUCGACCUCCCCUUCGGACGCCUUAUCAAGGGCAAUGUCAAGUACUUCCAACCUGGAGAGAUGAACACACCCACAGGCGUCACCGACGAAGCCGGCGCAAUGGGCGUAGCAGACUUCGCAAACCAGAGCGCCUGCGGUAUCCCCGACAAUGUCUACCGAGACAGCAAGGUGGCCAUCCAUCCGUACUGGCUAAAAUAUGCCGGUUUGGACCGAAUGUGCCUCCAAGACGUCUGCAUCGCAAUCUUCACCAUGACCGACGACAUGAUUGCCAAAGUGACCGACAUCUGCAGCAUCGACCCUGGCGACCCUUCCCACUGCGCCUCACCCAACGACAUCAAGUUGCCUAAAAAGAAGAUCCAGACAAUCAACCACUACAAGGGCAAGACGGAAGAAGUGCCAGAGCUGAACGGCGUGAACAAGUACCAGCAUCCCCAACCCAUCUAUUGGAAUUUCGCGAAGUGCUUGGGCGAGGCCAUUCCCCAACCCCCCUACAAAGCUCCCGCCCCGGCCCCUCAAAACUGGUUCUCCACGCCCCUGUACCCGGAAAACAACGCCGACACAGUGCAAGUGGGGCUCAAACAAGCAGGCAACAACCAGAAAUCGUACCCAGCCAAAAACUGGCCCACGUACACGCAGGCGGUGACGCCCGGGAAGGAUAAAUUGGAGGGCUUGGUGCUGAAUGUGAAUGAGAGUGAGUGGAAGAGUGGGGAUCCCGUGCCCAAGUGGACGCCGGUGGCGGGGGGAGGGGGUUUGGUGUUGUUGGGGGAGCGGCAGGGGGAGGGGGAGGGGGAGGGGGGAAUGAUGGUGGUGUAG
Molecule: messenger RNA, 1014 nt
Organism: Bacidia gigantensis
Lineage: Eukaryota; Fungi; Ascomycota; Lecanoromycetes; Lecanorales; Ramalinaceae
Exons: 3
Coding region: 1-1014 (337 amino acids)
Source: RefSeq, a predicted model, not a curated record